Molecule: messenger RNA, 708 nt
Organism: Monoraphidium neglectum
Lineage: Eukaryota; Viridiplantae; Chlorophyta; Chlorophyceae; Sphaeropleales; Selenastraceae
Exons: 1
Coding region: 1-708 (235 amino acids)
Source: RefSeq, a predicted model, not a curated record
AUGGCGCGCGUUGGCGUGACGGUCAGGGUGGUGCCGAGCGUGACGGCCGCGCUGCCAGCGGUGCAGCCGCAGCAGAGCCGCCCGCCUGCCACACUGCGGCUGCGGCUCAGCGGCGGCGUGUCGCACGACCUGCCAUGGCCGCCCGGCCCGAACGGCUCUGGCGCGGCAGCGUUCGAGGUCACCACGUCGCUGGCCGCGGUGGCGGGGCAGAGGCUCAAGCCGUUUGACGCCUACACCCUGGCGCUCUCGAGUGCAGCGGCUGUCCUGGAAACCUGCCACCAACCAGAGGGCAGCAGUGGCGGCACCGGCAUCGGCAGUGACAGCAGCAGUGACAGUGACGGCGACAGCAACAGCAACAGCAACAGCGGCAGCAACGGCGACGACGGCGGUGGCGCCAACAGCACCGAUGCCGCUCGGCACCACCCCGCCUGCACGAGCGUCCAGCUCCCAGUGCACAUCGCGUUCGUCGGCAGCACCGCGCGCGGCUUCCGCAUCACGACGCUGCCUGCGCUGCCCAGCGGCGCCGCCGCCACGGGCUCCGCGGGCGACCUGCUGGUCUCACGCGAGACCAGUCAGCGCACGCUGCGCCUGAUGGCCCUGAUAAUUCAAUGGGCUUUUGCAGGGUACGCUCUUGCGUGGGCCACCGGCGCGCUCAUGAGCCAGUGGGUGAUGCGUAUCGCCUUUGCUCGGGUGCACUCCUUGCUGUGA